Messenger RNA from Raphanus sativus (radish), 802 nucleotides. RefSeq names its product putative BTB/POZ domain-containing protein At2g40440. The coding region runs from base 25 to 642 and encodes 205 amino acids. The record is from RefSeq and is a predicted model, not a curated record. NCBI's taxonomy places the organism in Eukaryota, Viridiplantae, Streptophyta, Magnoliopsida, Brassicales, Brassicaceae. The transcript has 2 exons. Gene Ontology annotation, molecular function: protein binding.
AUUCAAGUGAUCAAUAUCAUAGUUAUGGCAAAACAGACCAACCUAGACAUUUUCUUAGGUGGGUUUGCACAUAUCUUGGAAGAACAAUGGCAAGUUGAUGUGUUGCUCAAGGCAGGAGAUCACAGCGAUCCUGAUGCAGCAAUCUCCGCCCACAAACUUGUUCUGGCUGCAAGAUCAAAGGUCUUUAAGAAGAUGCUUGAGAAGGAUGAGUGCAAGACCUCGUCUGAGAAAGAGAUAAUCACUCUUUCGGAGAUGAAACACGAAGAGGUAAAGGCUUUAGUAGAGUUCAUAUACAGUAAUGGCUCAAGGCCUUGUGCAGGGCAUGCUCGAACACUUUAUCUAGCAGCGGACAAAUAUGAGAUCCCACAUAUGCGAGACCUAUGCAGAAACGAACUUAUAUCUUCUCUGAAUGCAUCUAAUGCUCUUGACGUUUAUGAGCUUGCCCAAAUCCCUUUCGAUGAUGCACUAAACAAAGCUGCCUUAGACUGUAUCCGAAUGAAUAUAACUACAAUUGCUUACUCUGAUGAGCUCAAGCUGUUUGCAGAGAGUAACCCAAAUCUUACAGUGGAGAUAAUGAAGGCUUGUGUUGAACGGAGUAGAAGUAGAAACUACAGUACUCUUACUGUAUAUCCAAUAAUGUAGCUUUCGUUCUUUUACUAUGACAUACCACAAAUCCGUUCACUUUUAUGAGAUUAUACUUAUUUAUUGUUUUCACAAACUUGACAAAUUUUAAACUUAUUCGUGCAAUUCGUAUAUCAGUGAUUAUGAAAUAUUAUAUUUUCUUAUGUGAAUAAGAAAAAAA